This is a messenger RNA of Lonchura striata (white-rumped munia), 1972 nucleotides long. The record is from RefSeq and is a predicted model, not a curated record. NCBI's taxonomy places the organism in Eukaryota, Metazoa, Chordata, Aves, Passeriformes, Estrildidae.
GUGAAAUUUCAGGAUUUUGGCGCAGCCGCAUGUGAAGCAUGCCGCGGCAGGGCCGCCUGGCGCUGCUGGGCGCGGCGCUGCUGCUGGCGUGGCACGGGCUGCUGCUGCUGCUGCUGCGGGGCCGCGCCGCGCCGCCGCCGCCGCUGCCGGCGCAGCUGCUGCGCCUGGCGCAGGACGCCGAGGCCGAGCUGCGGCUGCAGCGCGACCUGCUGCUGCAGAUCCAGCGCCUGGGCCGCCCGCGCCGCCGCGGCGCGCCGGAACCCUCCGGAAGCGCGCCGAAACCCGCCCGCGGCACCGCCGAGCCGCCGGUGAUCCCGGUGCUGGUGCUGGCCUGCGACCGCAGCUCGGUGCGGCGCUGCCUGGACAAGCUCCUGCGCUACCGGCCCAGCGCCCGGCGCUUCCCGGUGAUCGUGUCGCAGGACUGCGGCCACGCCGAGACGGCGGCCGUCAUCGCCUCCUACGGCGCCGCCGUGGCGCACAUCCGGCAGCCCGAGCUCGCCGACGUGCCGGUGCCGCCGGAGCACCGCAAGUUCCAGGGCUACUACCGCAUCGCGCGGCACUACCGCUGGGCGCUGGGCCAGGUGUUCCGCACCUUCCGCUACCGCGCCGCCAUCGUGGUGGAGGACGACUUGGAGGUGGCGCCGGAUUUCUUCGAGUACUUCCAGGCGGUGCUGCCGCUGCUGCGCGAGGACCCCACGCUGUGGUGCGCCUCGGCGUGGAACGACAACGGCAAGGCGGCGCUGGUGGACGCCGGGCGCGCCGAGCUGCUCUACCGCACCGACUUCUUCCCCGGCUUGGGCUGGCUGCUGCUGGCCGAGCUCUGGGACGAGCUGGAGCCCAAGUGGCCGCCGGCGUUCUGGGACGACUGGAUGAGGCGGCCGGAGCAGCGGCGCGGCCGCGCCUGCGUCCGGCCCGAGGUGUCCAGGACGAUGACGUUCGGCCGCAAGGGCGUCAGCCACGGCCAGUUCUUCGACCAGUACCUGAAGUUCAUCAAACUCAACGACCGCUUCGUGCCUUUCACCCAGCUGGACCUGUCCUACCUCAAGCGCGACGCCUACGAGCGCUCCUUCCUGCCGCAGGUGUACGGCGCGCCCGAGGUGGGCCUGGAGCAGCUCCGCGACGAGCCGGCGCCGGGCCCGGGCCCCGUGCGCCUCCAGUACCGCGGCCGCGACUCCUUCAAGGCCUUGGCCAAGGCCUUGGGCCUCAUGGACGACCUCAAGUCCGGCGUCCCCCGCGGCGGCUACCGCGGCGUGGUCAGCCUGGUGUGCCGCGGCCGCCGCGUCUUCCUGGCGCCGCCCUCGGACUGGACGGGCUACGACCCCUCCUGGAGCUGAGCGCGGCUUCCGGGGGGUUUUGGGGGGUUUUUGGGGGGGUUCGUUGGGUUUGUGUUGGGGUUUGGGGGCGUUUUUGCAGAAUAAAAGGAUGAGAAGCGCUGCACGGGAGGAACGGCGUUGUCGCCUCUGAAUUCUGCGUUGUCGCCGUUCCCAUCGAGUUAAAAAUUGUUAAAAUUGGUAAAAUUGUUAAAAUUGGUUAAAUUCUAAAUUCCAGUGGUCUAAAAGCAACUUUUAGGGCUAAAUUUGGGGUUUUUUGCAGAAUAAAAGGAUGAGAAACGCUGCAUGGGAGGAACAGCGUUGUCCCCUCUGAAUUCUGCAUCGCCGCCGUUACCAUCGAGUUAAAAAUUGGUUAAAUUGGUUAAAUUCAAAUUCCAGUGUUUGAAAAACAUUUCUAGGGCUAAAUUUGGGAUUUUUUUGGGGUUUUUGCAGAAUAAAACAAUGAGAAACGCUGCACGGGAGGAACGGCGUUGUCCCCUCUGAAUUCUGCGUUGCCGCCGUUCCCAUCGAGUUAAAAAUUGUUAAAAUUGGUAAAAUUGGUUAAAUUCAAAUACCAGUGGUCUAAAAGCAACUUUUAGGGCUAAAUUUGGGGGUUUUUUGGGGUUUUUGCAGAAUAAAACAAUGAGAAACGCUGCACGGGA